AUGGCCGCCCAGACUAGGAGAAGGGCCUCUGUUGCUACUGCGACUGUGGAAGACGGUCAGCCUGCUACGGCAACCACCCCUUCCCCUUUAUAUAUCCCGGAGCUGGGGCCCAUACAAGCCUACGACCAGCGCGUGGGGGACGGACUUCUGCGCAAUGAUGAGCACCAGAGAGGCAUCAUCCAGAGCCUGCAGCACCUACACGAGGAGCUGCGGCACUACCGCGCGCCGCCCGUGGUGCACCCGACGCUCGAGUCGCUCAAGCCGGCCAAGUCGCUGCUCUCGUGGUUCGGCGGCGGGUCCAAGACGCCGCUGGGCAAGAUCCCCAGCGGGCUGCCGCGCGGGCUGUACCUGUACGGCGACGUGGGCAGCGGCAAGACGAUGCUGAUGGACCUCUUCUACGACACGCUGCCGGCGGCGGUGCGGACCAAGACGCGCAUCCACUUCCACAACUUCAUGCAGGACGUGCACCGGCGGCUGCACCGCAUGAAGCAGCAGUACGGCAGCGACAUCGACGCCGUGCCCUUUGUUGCCGCCGACAUCGCCGAGCAGGGCAACGUGCUGUGCUUUGACGAGUUCCAGUGCACCGACGUGGCCGACGCCAUGAUCCUGCGGCGCCUGCUCGAGGCCCUCAUGUCGCACGGCGUCGUGCUCGUCACCACGUCCAACCGCCACCCCGACGAGCUGUACAAGAACGGCAUCCAGCGCGACUCGUUCGUGCCGGCCAUCCACCUGCUCAAGCAGCGCCUGCACGUCAUCAACCUCGACUCCACCACCGACUACCGCAAGAUCCCGCGCCCGCCGUCGGGCGUCUACCACGCCCCGCUCGACGCCCACGCCGCCUCGCACGCCGAGAAGUGGUUCCGCUUCCUCGGCGACCCGGACCAGCCCGAGCCGCACCCCGAAGUCCAGCGCGUGUGGGGCCGCGACAUCGUCGUGCCGCGCGUCAGCGGCCGCUGCGCCUGGUUCACCUUCGACGAGCUGAUCGGCCGCCCCACCAGCGCCGCCGACUACCUGGAGCUGAUGCGGUCGUACGACGCAUUCGUCGUGAGCGAGGUGCCGGGCAUGACGUACCGGCAGCGCGACCUGGCGCGCCGCUUUAUUACCUUCAUCGACGCCGUGUACGAGUCGCACGCGAAGCUGGUACUAACAACAGCGGUGCCGCUGGCCGAGCUGUUCGUGUCGCGCGCCGAGAUGCUGGAGUCCAUGGCCGCCAGCGCCACCGCCGCCGCCGACAGCGGCGGCGCCGCGCGGUCCGUCGAGGACGUCAUGAGCCACAUGAUGGACGACCUCGAGCACAACGUCGAGCAGCUGUCCAAGUCGAACCUGUUCACCGGCGACGAGGAGGCCUUCGCCUUCGCCCGCGCCCUGUCGCGCCUGACCGAGAUGGGCAGCCAACAGUGGGUCGAGCGCGGCAUGGGCCUCGAGACGGCCGGCGGCAAGGAGGAGCGCGACAACUGGGCCAAGACGCGCAGUCGCCAGAUGGAGGACAGCAUGUGA
Molecule: messenger RNA, 1497 nt
Organism: Lasiosphaeria miniovina
Lineage: Eukaryota; Fungi; Ascomycota; Sordariomycetes; Sordariales; Lasiosphaeriaceae
Product: AFG1-like ATPase-domain-containing protein
Exons: 3
Coding region: 1-1497 (498 amino acids)
Biological process (GO): protein quality control for misfolded or incompletely synthesized proteins
Cellular component (GO): cytoplasm; mitochondrion
Molecular function (GO): ATP binding; ATP hydrolysis activity
Source: RefSeq, a predicted model, not a curated record